UGUGUCAGAAUCCAGAACUAUGAUACACAUCGUUAAUCAUGGUCUUGACCCGGUUGUGGUGCACUGUGUUAGCAUGCACUGGCCUCGUUUUCGUUCUGUGAAUAUUGUGUAAGAGCCAAGAAAUGAAGAAUUCGAAGAAAGUAGUAAGAUAAAGGGAAUCUUAGUUUUAUACAAAAUACAGAAUGGCUCAAGGAGAAGAGAAUUUUAAAACAUCUAUACAGAAUAUUAGAGCCUAUGCAGAAGGUUUAAGAAAAGAAGCAAUUUUUAAAGAGAAUUACUUACGUAUAGACAAUGUGGAAGAAAAAUUUCAGAAUUAUUUAGAAGAGGUCACGGCAAAAACUAUUUUCAAUAAAAUGUAUUUCUGUCGCAUCCGAAUGAAAUUUUAUGGAGACAAAAUGAUGUUUUUCUAUUUGGAGGUUUCAGAAAAUGGACAAGAGGAAGCCAUCUGGCCAGUAAAGAUUACAUGGAAGGUUGAAAUUAUUGACGAGAACAAUGCAGAGGACAAAAAAAAAGUUUUAGUUCUAGGAGAAUUAUCUUCUCUUUAUAACAAACCCAAAGAAGGUUUAGCAUCACAUUCAAACGAUUGGAUCUCUGUCAGUCUAGAGAAAAUUAUAUCGUCUGGGUUAAUUUCGGAGAAUUCUGUGACUGUUAAAUGGUCAGCUCUUGUAGAGCCCAUUUUAAUGGAUAACUUUCUAGACAGAUUUGAGAAACUGGUUAAAAGUGCCGAGGAUAAAUUUGAUUUUUUCCAUAAACAUCUUCAAGAUGUGAAACAUGACGUGUCGUGUGCAUCGUCUUCAACUACAGCUCACGAAUGUGGAGUAUCAAGUUUAAAAAGUGAGUUACCAGAUGUGAAUGACAAGUUGGACAAACUUUUGGAAAGGUUGGAGCAUAUGGACUGUUAUUUAAAAUCUUUGUCUAACAACAACGGAAUAAUCUCCAAUCUCAAUACCACCUAGAUGUUUUAUGCAGAAACUUUAAAACUAAAACUAAAAUGUACAUUUGUAAAUACAUGUUCCUUGAAAAGAUAUGUUAACUUUGCACCGUAUGCUAGGUACUUGUAAGUUAUAUGUAUGGUUCUAUUUGCAUAAAAUAUUAAACACAAAACUGUGUACAAUUAAUGAAAGGCUUUGUUGGCUAAACAAUAACUUUGAUGCUCUAAUAGUCCAAUGUGUAUAGACUUUGUCUUUGGUUGCAGCGAUGGAAAAUUGCAUUUUUUCUGUUGAUUUUUAGGAAAUUUUCAUUAUGGACGUUGAAAAGUGUCUAUAGUGUGUACUAAUCGACAAUCUAAACAACCAGAAAUAAUGAACAAUCCCUGAAUAUCGUUUGCCAGGUUCUCUGUGUACCAUAGUACUUGCAAUGUUUGUCUUGCAUUUUCUGGCUGCCUGGUCGUGCGGUUUGCGCGCUGGAUUGUCGUUUGGAUUUAUCGAUGGUCAGGGUUCAAACCCUGCCAGCUCCCAUCCCCCGUCGUCCUGCGGGAGGUUUGGACUAGGAAGUAAACUAUCUUCAACUCUGAAGGAACAUCCGAAAUAUGUAAAACAUUUUACAAAACAAACAUUUUACAACUCUUGGUAAAUUAUUAAUUGAAAUAAUAGAAAAUAUUCUUUGCAUUUUACAUAUAUUCUCAUUUUUCCAAAUUUAUUUGCAAAUAAAACAUUUUAAAACCCAAAACAUAAAGGAAACAAUAAGACAAUAAUAGCGCAUUUCUUUUUCUGGUUAAAUUAGUUGUUUUCACAUUCAGAAAAAAAAUACAAAUGAAGUACUCUGCUAAAAUAUUGUCUCUACAUGAAGAAGAUACAUUUCUGAAUAUAUCUCAUUUCAACUAGAUAUUUAAACAAGCAAAAAUAAUAAAUAAACACGGUUAUAAAGACAGUAUUUGUGGAAACACAAACUCAAAAUCAGCCCACGAAGUGUCCACCCAGGCAGGAAAAAAGACAGGUUUCAAUAUUUAAACAAAGAAUAUCAUAAUGAAAUUCUAUCAAAGGCAAAUGACAGAGAAGAAUGGAGAAAAAAGGGUGAAAGUGAAUGUGAAGUUAGAUGUGAACCUAGCCUAACUGAUGUCUUAUAAUGAGUAUCUAAUUGAUCUAAUUGUUUUGUAAAGGGUCAACCUCUUGUUCAGAGCCUCAAGAAAAAAAAAUUCCGUAAAAAAAAUCAUUUAGUUUUGUGUUUCAUUUUGAUUUGUGUUGAUUGAGUUUCAAUCGAUAAUAAGAAAAACUACUUAGGCCUAUUAAUUGUUGUUUUAAAUUAUGUCCAACUUAUUUGCAUAGUAAAUAGAUUUUUUCUCUUUUUGUAAAUGUAGUAUUUAGUAGUACAACAGAACUUACAUAACUUAGCAGUACAAUUGUAAAAAUAAAAAAUAUUUUUUGACCGAAAAUCUAAAACCAUUUGCAUAACUGUCUUUAAAAAAUCACACAUAACAGUUUCUCUUACUAAAAAGCCUCCAGUGUUUGUUACUAUUAAUAGUGAAUAGUUUUAUGAACUGCUUGCAUUUUGUUUUUUAAAUCUUUCGCUUUCAGAAAAGAAAACAGUAGCCGUUGCAUCAGAACUUUGAAUGAUCUAAAAUAUCAUGAUGUCCGAUUUUCAUGUUCUCUUCUAGUUUUUGAGAUCUCAACAGAGGGACGGACAGACAUGCCACACAAAACUAAUAGCGUCCUUUCCCCUUUCUGGAGCCACUAAAAAUACUUAAAAAAAAAAAGUUUAUAUUAAGUGUCAUUGUAAAGCGAAAUGUCAUGCUUUUAGCUUUCUUAGUAUACCAUGUUCUUAUUACUUAAUUACCACACUUCUUCAUCGUUCUUAUUGUGACGAACUGGCCGAAGGAUUGUAUUAAUAAGUUGAUGAAUUCAUAUGAAAUGAAGAAAGAAACCUCUCUCUGUAUUUUCUUCAAAACUUCUUUAAUAACUUCUUCAACUUUCACAUCAAAUUAACUUCUUGAUUCAAUAACAACUUGACACUUCAUAAAUAAAACUUAAAGAUACAUAAAACUUCACUUAGUAUAACUUCAACUUCAACUACUAAAACUUUACUUAAUGGACCCGCUAAUAUCACAAAACUUGUUACUAAUCGAGGACUGAGCGAGGACCAUCGCUCUACAAGAACUACUACUAUGCGAGGACCGAGCGAGGACCCCGUCUAACUGACUUUCCCCUUAUUUAUACUUUCUUUGAUCGUCCGUUCCAGAAUCAUGGAACCUUCUCAGAUAAUUAUUUUAGUAACUUUGACCUUCUAGAAGCUGACGUGUGCUAUUUUUUUCCUUAACCCCUUUCUUUGAUUGGAUACCUAAAAUUAACUUGUUUACGCUGGACACUUGCACUGGUUUGAACUCGAGCUUCUAGAAACUGGUCGAAAUAGGUCACAGACUCGACUCGUGACACUUAUAUUGGAGCGUUCAAAUCACUAGAACAAUAUAUAAGUCUAAAUGUGCACAGUGGUUUACUUAUCAGUGAGCUCUCAAUAUAGUUUUCUUUCUAUAGGGAUGUUUUGGGGCCAAUGUCUUGUUCGGGCCUCCUGUUAAGGAAUGCAAAUUUGAAGGACAUGGUCAGCAUUCUCUGGUGACAUACCACAUGGGUGGAUUUCGCUAGUUCCAGUAUUGAGCUUCCGGAACAUAUGUUGUCUCAUUCUGUUGUGUCCAGUUGGUUCUGAGUCGAAAGAUUUGACGUUGAUCUUGUUAGACAAUUAACUAAUUGGUUAUUUUUUUUUAAAUUGAUUCGUGUGUUGUCAGGUAAAUAAAUAAGUGUGUCAAAUUCCAGCUUGAUCCAGAUUGUGUGUUGGAGAAACAACUUGUACUAACUUUUUAGCAGGCAGAGUGAGUUGAUGUAAGCUUUGUACAAAUAUAUUAGAUCUGAUAUCUCAAUUAUCUUUGAAUAUAAAUAGGAAAGAAAUUUUACAUACCCCUUUCAUGCCUAGCGAGCUAUAGGACGUUUGUUUCCAUGGUCCAUAGUUAACAAGUGAGUCUUAUGGCCAGAACAACGACCAAACCGUUUAAAAGGCGCCCUAAAGAUCCUUAAUUUUAACUUCCCAGUCUUCAUUGAGGUUUGAACGCUCCUCGGUUCGGGCGUCUACCACUUUCAUACACUUCUUAUCAGGGCCGGCCUUAGGGCACUGCAACCUAUGCGGCCGCAGUGGGCUGCGCACUUUCAUAGGCCCCGCCCUUACACUAGUUUUAAAUGACUAAAUUAAACCAUUUUAAUUAACAGGUAUUCCGCUACCUCCUGAUUUUCAAGGAGCUUCUGGAAAUCUGAAAUUAUUUUAAAUAUCCAUAAAAAUCAUAAAAAUGUCCUAAAAAAUAGACAAAAACUGUUAGUUUGGGGCGCCAAUCCUACUCGCGAUUAUAAAAAAACGGCAAUGUCAGCUUUCAUUUAAUAAAAUUAAUAAGGCAAAUUUUAACCAAAACAAGAAGUUCCAAUACUUUAUUUACUGUAAUAGUCAGUCGCAUGUAAAUAUAGGUCUAAAUCUAUCUCGAGCGCUUAAAAAGAUCAAAAGCGAUAUUUUGCUAGUCGAUAGUAAAUCUAAAAGGCAGAUCUGAAUGUUUUAUCGGCCUAUUGUAGAUAGCUCGUAAAGUUAAUUUGACCGUGAUUUUGUACUUAGUAAAGUUUGAACAAAAUUCAAAGACGUAUUUAUUUUCUAACAAAAAAAGUUUAAAUUUUCACUUAUUAUCCUUAUCCCUAUCCAGACCAGGCCCCGCGCAAUCCGUUUCGCAUAGGGCCCCGCAAUCUGUAGGACCGGCACUGCUUCUUAUCUUGUCUUAUAAAUUACGUUACCUCAAAAGAGAAGAUAAUUACGUCUAGGGUGUGUCAAGUUAUCAAUCUAGCCAUGCAUGUUAGUCAGUUACUUAAACUCUGUCAAGUCGCUGGGUUUCCAGGCUGAUUCAGGCAACCCAUUCGAUGAUAAUAACACUAGGGAUGAAAGUGCACUUGUACAAGUUUGUCCUAGCAUAUGAAAUAAGAAAUGUGCCAUUAUCAUUGUGUUUCUGAUUAUUGUAUUAGGUCUUAUUAUGUAUUAGUAAAUUAUAGUUCACUCAACCACCACGCCAGUAACAUAUUAAUAAAAUUAAUUUUUUAACAUUG
Biomphalaria glabrata is the source of this 5060-nucleotide messenger RNA. RefSeq lists its product as uncharacterized. The record is from RefSeq and is a predicted model, not a curated record. Lineage: Eukaryota; Metazoa; Mollusca; Gastropoda; Planorbidae. The coding region runs from base 183 to 956 and encodes 257 amino acids. The transcript has 2 exons.